GGAAAUACAAAUCGGUUGGGGUUACCCCGUAAAUGCUCACCGCCAAGUAACCACUCUCCUCUUUAUUUUCCGCAAAAGUUGGCCACCCCAACCACCAUCUCUGCCCGCCCAUUUCCCCCACUUUCCUUCCCCGCCCGCAAGAACCUCUCCUUUCUCAACUGCUCCGUCUCCCCUUCUUCCUCAUGCAGUCCUCCGGCGACGAGCUGCCGCCGUCUCUGGCCCAAACCCUCGACCGAAUCAGCCUCCUCCUCUCCCAGCUUCUCCCCUCUUCGCUCUCCGUCAAGUCUUUCACCUCCCGCUGGCAAGUUCUCCGGUCAAAGCUUGCCGCGAUCAAGUCUCUUGUCUCUGAGAUUUCCAAUUCUCCGCACUGGUCGGAUAAUGCCCUCCUCCCGAUGCUUCUUCCCGAUCUCCAUUCCACUCUCGUCCGGGUACGAACUCUCUGUUUACAGUGCUCCGACCCUUCGUUUGUCCCCGGAAAGCUUCUGAUGCAGUCGGACCUCGACAUGGCCGCCGGUUGGUUAUCCAGGCAGAUUAACCAGCUCGAUGUCCUCUGCCGCUCCGGCGUCCUCCACCAGUCCACCGCAAUCGUCCUUUCCCACCCCUCCUCCGCCUCGACGCGGGAGGACUUAGUCCUGUUCAUCCGGGACAUCUUCACUCGCAUCCAGAUCGGCGGCGUCGAGUUCCAGAGGAAGGCAUUGGAGUCGCUCUCGGACCUCGACAUGGCCGCCGGUUGGUUAUCCAGGCAGAUUAACCAGCUCGAUGUCCUCUGCCGCUCCGGCGUCCUCCACCAGUCCACCGCAAUCGUCCUUUCCCACCCCUCCUCCGCCUCGACGCGGGAGGACUUAGUCCUGUUCAUCCGGGACAUCUUCACUCGCAUCCAGAUCGGCGGCGUCGAGUUCCAGAGGAAGGCAUUGGAGUCGCUCGUCCAGCUUCUCACCGAGGAGGACAAGUCUGCGCCGCUGGUGGCCAAAGAGGGACACAUCGCGUGUUUAAUUAAUCUUCUGGACCUCAACGCCGAUCUCGCCACCCGCGAGCUGGCUGUCAUCGCCGUCGCGGCGCUGGUUUCCGCCAGCUAUCUGGCGAGUAAGUGCGUGUUUGAAGAGGGCGGGCUGGGGGCGCUACUAAAGGUGAUCGAGUCUGGUUCGAUCGCCGUGAAAGAGAAGGCCGCCAUGGCUGUGGAAUGCAUCACGAGUGAUCCCGAAAACGCCUGGGCGAUCUCUGCAUACGGCGGCGUCCCUGUCCUGGUCGAUCUCUGUAAAUCCGGAUCAAUUUCGGCCCAAAUCCAUGGAGUCGGGUCAAUUCGGAACGUAUCAAUCAACGAAGACGUUCGGAUCGCAUUAGCAGAAGAAGGUGCGAUUCCCGUUUUGCUUCAAUUACUGCUCUCCUGCAAUUCCUCCGCCGAAGAAAAGGCGGCGAACUGUCUGGCGAUCAUGGCUUCUUCCGGGAAAUACCACCGCGAUUUGUUACUAAAGGAAAAUGCGCUACAGAGAUUGCUUCAAUUUCUGCUCCACGAAUCUUCCAGCUCGAAUUCAUCGCACCAUAUUUUGCAGGCGAUUCAAUCACUCUCCGCUUACGAUUCAGCAUCAAAACAAUAUCUCUCUUCCUCCUCCGCUUUCAUUACCAAACUAGCAGAGCUUUUGAUGCACGGAAACACCAUGACGCAGUACACCUGUGCUUCAUUGCUCUCCGAUUUGGAGAUCAGAGAGAGCGACAAGAGGGCGAUUUCCGGGUGUAUGGGAAAACUGGUGAAAUUAAUGGCGUCGGCGAAGCCGGAUGGGAUGCAGGAGGCGGCCGGAAAUGCAUUGCUUUCCCUGUUGACUGUGAAGUCCAACCGGAGGGGUUUCGUGAGGGAUGAGAAGAAUUUGAUGAAGCUCUCGCAGAUGUUGGAUCCGAAGAACGAUUCGGUCUCGAAGAAGUUCCCGGUGGCGGUGGUGAGGGCAAUCAUGGCAGGAUGGUGGAGUAAGGGCUGCCGUCGGCUGCUUGUGGCCGCCGGAGUUAAUGUCCAUUUGCAGAGUCUCUCCCAGAUGCAGGUUGUUGGGGCCAAAAAGGCAUUACAGAAACUCUCGGGGAGCCGGUUUAAAAACUUAUUUACCUGCGCUUGGAAGCACGAAUGAUAGAGAUUAAUUAAUAAAUGGAGCCUAACUCAAGGAAGGUAAUUACCUCCUCUAUACCAUUCUUCUCUUUUAUUUUCACUUAUUUACUCAUGAUUUUCCCAAAUAAAGUUCCCUUUUCUUUUUUUAGAUUUGUGGCUUUUUUUUCUAACAUAUUCCUAUUCAGUACUUUGUAAAUAUGAAUAGAUAUUAUAUUGUAAUAAAAUUAGUAGUGCUAA
Cuscuta campestris is the source of this 2329-nucleotide messenger RNA. The record is from the annotation of a GenBank genome assembly. NCBI's taxonomy places the organism in Eukaryota, Viridiplantae, Streptophyta, Magnoliopsida, Solanales, Convolvulaceae.